This is a messenger RNA of Penicillium subrubescens, 1514 nucleotides long. Its product is annotated as TFIIH complex kinase subunit CCL1. Gene Ontology annotation, molecular function: cyclin-dependent protein serine/threonine kinase regulator activity. Lineage: Eukaryota; Fungi; Ascomycota; Eurotiomycetes; Eurotiales; Aspergillaceae. Bases 180 to 1433 code for a protein of 417 amino acids. The record is from RefSeq and is a predicted model, not a curated record. The transcript is spliced from 2 exons. Gene Ontology annotation, cellular component: transcription factor TFIIK complex; nucleus. Gene Ontology annotation, biological process: regulation of transcription by RNA polymerase II; regulation of cyclin-dependent protein serine/threonine kinase activity.
AAGUAAUCUUCAACAUCACUUUUCUAAGCACGACCAUGAUCGCCGGCUUUUGAUCUCACAACUGCCUAAUUACUUAUUUCCUAUUCCCGGAAUCAAAUCUUGGAAGCACCACUUCCCCCAAGCACUCGUGCAAUCACCUACCCCGCGGCGGAAAGCAGGGCUUUCUUAGAACCGUCAACAUGAUCGAAGACGACAUCUACCGCACAUCCUCUCAAUUCCGACUCUGGUCCUAUACCGAGAGCUCACUAAAGAAUCUCCGCACCACGACCAACAAUAUCGCAAGUGAGCGAGUACGUGCCGCGCUGCGUCGAGCUCGAGAACGCCAUCUCUCCGCCACACCCUCUGCGACGGGGACACCACAGCCAGGAAGUGACGCCGAAGAGAAACAUAUUGAGUGCCUGACACCCGAGGAAGAGCUCGUACUGGUUCGAUACUAUUGUGAGAAGACAGUCGAGCUGGGCGAUACAUACAGGCCGCCACUUCCUACUAAUGUCCGAGCCACCGCAAUCCAAUACCUCCGCCGCUUCUACCUCACAAACUCCCCAAUGACCUACCACCCCAAAUCCAUCAUGGCCUGCGCCCUCUUCGUCGCCACAAAAACAGACAACUACUAUAUGUCCCUCCGGUCCUUCGCCGAAGGAAUCCCCGGCGACACAACACCCGACGAUGUCAUUGCGCCGGAAUUCCUCCUCAUGCAGGGCCUUCGCUUCACAUUCGACGUCCGCCAUCCUUUCCGCGGCCUCGAAGGCGGCGUCAUGGAACUUUCAGCUAUAGCCCAAGGUCAGGGUAAACCGGCACCACACCUCCCACAGCAUACACCCGAAAGUUUGAAGGAAGGAAUUCUCAAUCUUGCGCCCCCGCCUGUCCCAGUAUCUUCAAUCACAGACCGUAUCGGUCGUGCACACGGUGCCACGCGCGAACUCCUCAAAUCCGCUGCGCAAAUGACAGACGCGUAUUUCCUCUAUACACCCUCGCAGAUCUGGCUAGCAGCUUUCCUCAUCGCGGAUAGACCUCUAGCCGAGUUCUACCUCGACACUAAACUAGGCGGUCCCAUCGAUCCAACCGCCAUGGAGACAGACACAUCCACCCUCCACAAUCCACUCUCCGAGCUCCGCACAAAACUCCUCAAAGUCCUAGGGGAUUGCGCCGCACUUCUACAAUCGUAUACGCCCCUCUCAUCAGAUCCGGAUCAGAUGAAAAGCCUCAAACGUAUCGCGAAGAAGUUGUAUCAUUGCCAGAAUCCCGAGAAGGUGAAUUUGAAGCGUGAUACUACGGCGCCGCGGUUGAUGCCUGCUGGUGAUGCGGGGACGGUUACGUCGGAGAGUGAGACGGAGCGGUUAGCGAAGAAGCGAAAGUUGGAGAUGGAGUCGAAACAGCGUGGGGGGCAUGAUGUGUUUGGGCCGGAGUUGGUUCCGGAUCGGACGAGGCAUUGAUGGGUGGAGUGGUGAUGGCUGCUAUAUAGGAUGGAGAUAGAAUUAUGAUCUUACGAGCCUAGGUUGGGCACGAUCUUCCUG